This is a messenger RNA of Venturia canescens, 1586 nucleotides long. Its product is annotated as mitochondrial enolase superfamily member 1-like. The record is from RefSeq and is a predicted model, not a curated record. Lineage: Eukaryota; Metazoa; Arthropoda; Insecta; Hymenoptera; Ichneumonidae. Gene Ontology annotation, molecular function: magnesium ion binding; L-fuconate dehydratase activity. The coding region runs from base 40 to 1422 and encodes 460 amino acids. The transcript has 6 exons. Gene Ontology annotation, biological process: amino acid catabolic process; carbohydrate catabolic process.
AAACGAAAAUGCAGCCAGUCGGAUCGUGCGUUAUCGCCGAUGAGGAACAGUUUUCACGAUUCCAGAGUAAACAUGGUGCACGUUAAAAUUACCGAAACGAGUGUCGAAGACAUAAGAUUUCCGACGUCUUUAUACGCUGAUGGGAGCGAUGCCAUACAUACGGAUCCUGACUAUUCUUGCGCUUAUGUAACGCUACGGGCUCGUCUAGGUGUCGAUGUAUUCGAAGGUUUUGGACUUACGUUCACACUCGGACGAGGAACCGAAAUUGUGUUGAAAGCCUGCGAGGCCAUGUUGAAAAUAGUAGAGGGUCACUACAUCGAUGAAAUAUUUCGAGAUUUUGGCAGAUUUUGGAGAAGUCUUACCAGUGAAUCUCAGCUCAGAUGGCUAGGCCCGGAGAAAGGCGUGACUCACUUAGCAGUGGCUGCAAUAAUAAACGCACUUUGGGAUUUAUGGGGAAAAUGCAGAGGGCGACCCGUGUGGAAGUUACUCGUCGAAAUGUCGCCCGAGGAAUUAGUUUCGACAAUUGAUUUUCGUUACAUCACGGAUGUAAUCACUAAAGAAGAGGCGAUAGCGAUUCUGAAGGAUCGCCAAACGGGAAAAGAGGAGCGGGAGGAAACAUUGGUGAAAAAUGGGUUGCCGGCGUACACGACCCAGGUUGCGUGGAUGGGAUACACGGACGAGCAAGUUAAAAGACUUUGUCAUGUUUAUAUGGAACAAGGCUUCACGGCGUUCAAGGUCAAAGUAGGAAGAAAUUUGGAGGAUGACGCGAGACGUUGUAAAAUUGUACGCGAGGCAAUCGGAACUGAGAACAAACUCAUGAUCGAUGCCAAUCAGAUUUGGGACGUUGAGCAAGCGAUCGAUUGGACUAAAAAAUUAUCAGAGUUCAAGAUCCAUUGGAUCGAAGAGCCCACUUCACCGGAUGAUGUUCUUGGCCACGCGAAAAUCGCUGAAGCAUUACGUCCCCUUGGAAUCGGAGUUGCAUCCGGAGAAAUGUGCGCAAACCGCGUCAUGUUCAAACAAUUUUUACAAAAACAAGCCAUCGACUUUUGUCAAAUUGAUUCUGCCAGAAUUGGUGGUGUCAAUGAGAUUCUCGCUGUUUACCUCAUGGCACACAAAUUUGGAAUUCCUGUAUGUCCUCACGCUGGUGGCGUUGGUUUGUGCGAGAUGGUCCAGCAUUUACAGAUGUGGGAUUUCGUUUGUCUGAGCGGAACGACGGAAAACCGUAUGAUCGAGUUCGUGGAUCAGCAACACGAGCAUUUUGUAUGUCCAGCGGUAGUGCAAAAUGCUCAUUAUAUUGCGCCCAAAGCUCCUGGUUAUUCCACAGAGUUGAGAGAAGAAAGUAUUCUCGAUUAUCAAUAUCCAACAGGCAGAAAAUGGCAGAGUAUGUUCGAGGAGGGUAUUUUCGAGAGGCCAAAAAACUGAUUUUCCUAAACGAGAGAUUUUGUUAUAUUAUUUAUACCAUGUUGCUAAAAGCAAUUGUACUUCUCGUCGUAGUGGCAUUGGAACUGAGAAAUGUUUUUUUUAAAUAUACGAUCCAAUUGAAUAUUUGUAGCAAAUACAAUAAAUAUAUAUGUAACAAAAUAUAA